Molecule: messenger RNA, 6619 nt
Organism: Larimichthys crocea (large yellow croaker)
Lineage: Eukaryota; Metazoa; Chordata; Actinopteri; Sciaenidae
Gene: rapgef5a
Product: Rap guanine nucleotide exchange factor (GEF) 5a
Exons: 26
Coding region: 338-3016 (892 amino acids)
Biological process (GO): Ras protein signal transduction
Cellular component (GO): plasma membrane
Molecular function (GO): guanyl-nucleotide exchange factor activity
Source: RefSeq, a predicted model, not a curated record
UCUCUCUCUCUCUCCACACACACACACACACACUCACUCAUCAACCUGGUAGUACCGAGGAGUAGGACGCGCGAGCCAUUGGGUGGAGCAGCAGCAGCGUCGCGUGCUGCGGAACACAUUGAGUGGGUCGUUAACUCGCGCGCGGUUUGGUUGCAGAUGCAGGUCGCGGAGUGUGAGCGCGAGGCGGGGGGAAAUGGCGAACUGGCGCGAGCGGCGGCGGUGGUGCUGCGCCUCGUGAGGAUACAGUAGACAACCCGGAGCGGAGGUAGGCGGCAGCUCGAGGACAGGACAGGAGUAUAGGAGGUGGAGGAGGAGGGAAAAAAGUGGGGGUGAAGCCAUGGAGGACUCCGAGCCCGCAGAGGACGGCUUGCUCGCGGGUUUACGAUGGAACCGGAGCGCACGGGACCAGGCUCAGCUCAAACAUAAAAUCCGGGACCUGCCGGGGCUACUCAAGCACGGGCUGCACCUGCGGAAGAAGAGCCAAUCACCUGACACUAUCCCUGGACCUAGCACUGGACCUACAGUACACAAGUCUUGUUCCCAGAGUUUUCCCUGUGCUGGUCGGACUGUGAGGAAUGCCUUCCUCUCUCAUGGACCAUACCCAGCUAAAGACAAGAUACACCUGGCCAGAAUCAUACGGCGUAGCUAUGUUGGUGUGGAGCUGGUGCAGUGGCUGUGUGAGCAGUGUGUGUACGUGCGCUGUCGGACUACUGCUGUGCGUGUCUGGCAGGUUCUGCUGGAGCUGGGUGUCCUGCUGUCUGUGGACCAGCGGGUGGUGUUUUCGGACUCAAACUCUUACUACCAAUUCAGCUUUGAGGAGUGUGACUCUGCCUCCUGUGAGUUUCGCUCCAAUGAGGGGGAGUGGCCAGAGGCUGUUAGGCUCCUCCUACAACUUGCCCCAUAUGUCCAGUUUCGCUCUGGCGGCGGAGCCAACAGCCUGUCCGAAGAGGACUCUGAGGGUAACAGGGACAUCUGCAGUGAGAUUCUCCAGAUGAAAGCUCUUGAGAGGCUCACUUCUACGGUACAAAGUGAGUUGGCGGCUGCUCUCGCCAGAAAGACUCGCAAGGCUUUAUCAGAGCAGGACUCUGAGACGACGGAGACGAGCCAACAGGAACCUCGCACACCCAGCGAGGAGAGCAGCCCGCUGGGCGGGGUGUGUGCUUUGCGGGGUGGCGGUGGCAGCGGUGGGGGCGUCGGUGGAGGAACUUGUAGCCGUGAGGAGCUGACCAACCGACUGGGGCUGGAGGCCGUUCAGCGGCUGGCAAAGGACGGCUGCCGGCUGCUGCAGAACCACAACUACAGGCUGCCCGACAGGAACCAGGCGGAGGCGGUGGGGAGGGUUUGUCUGAAGGAGAGAGGACGGGACGUAUUGGUGUUGCAGAGAGUGACAUCAUCAGUGACGUCGCCAUCAGACCGGCCCUCACCCACAUCGUCAGGGGGCGGGUCCAGAGAGGAGGAUUGCGACAAGAGGUAUGUGGUGGUGUCAGGGACGCCGCUCAAGAUCUUGGAGCACCUGCUAAGUGACCUGAGAUUGGACGACCAAAGAGGGGCGCCAGAGAGCAGGGAGAGCGAAAUGCUGUUGGAUGACUUCCUGUUGACCUACCUGGUGUUCAUGUCCACUCAUGACCUCUGCCAGGCUCUGCUGGGACACUAUAGCAGCGCCCGCUGCAGGGGCCAAGAGGAGGGCAAAGACGCUCUCUACAGGAAGCGUAAGGUACUGCAGCUGGUCUCCCACUGGAGCAGGCUCUACAAGGACUUCCUCAAAGAAGAGGAGCACGUCAGGAGCUUCAUGAAGACUCUGUACAGGUGUGUUUUAGAAGAUCUGUAUGAGUUCCCCACACUGGAGAAAGAUCUGAAGGAGUUCCAGAAACUUCUGCGUCGCAGACACACUGUGGAUGACUGCCCUCCAAACCAAAAGAGUAAACAAAUGUAUCAGCAGUUGAGCUUGAAGGAAAACUGUUUGCCACUCCGAAGUCCACCGACUGAGACUAGAGAGGUUCUUUGUUGCGUGUACGUGAGCGCUGACUCCUACCUGAGUGUCCACACACACCCCUCAAUGGAGGCCAAUGAGAUGCUAAGAAUCGUGGGUCUGAAAAUGGACAGGGCAGAAGAAGACAUGGUGCUUGCUGUGGUGUCACACACUGGAGAUCGGAGAGUGUUACAGCCCAGUGACUGUGUGUAUUCAGAGUCCCUGACCCCACAGGGAAAGCUCAUGGCCUGUCGCAGGGAUCUCACUGAGAUCUUGCCUCCUUUAACAGACAGUGCUGAACUAAGCAGGAGGCCGGUGCGACUCUUGGGUAUAAACACCUGGGAUGUGGCAGCUGCUCUCACACACCUGGACUGGAGCCUCUUCAAAUCCAUCCAUGAGCAGGAGCUGGUGUACUACACCCUGAGCCGUGCUCCUGGUACGGGCCACACAGCGGCGCUCUCAGUCCUGCUCCAGCGCUGCAACGAGGUCCAGCAGUGGGUCAUGUCAGAGGUGCUCAUGUGCGUAUCACUCAACAAGAGAGUGCAGCUGCUCAAGAAGUUUAUCAAGAUUGCAGCUCAUUGUAAAGCCCAAAGAAAUUUGAACUCUGCAUUUGCCAUCAUCAUGGGACUUAAUACAGCAGCUGUCAGCCGGCUCAACCAAACCUGGGAGAAAUGUCCCGGGAAGUUCAAGAAGCUUUUCUCAGAGUUGGAACUUAUCACGGAUCCAUCUCUGAACCACAAAGCUUAUAGGGAAGCUUUCAAAAAGAUGAAACCUCCCAAGAUCCCUUUCAUGCCUCUUCUGCUGAAAGAUAUCACCUUUAUCCACGAGGGAAAUAAGACCUUCCAUGACAACCUGGUUAACUUUGAGAAGCUGCACAUGAUUGCAGACACAGUGAGAAUGAUUCGCCACUGCCAAAGCGACCAGCCAGGCAACGAGGUAAUCGGGGUCGACAGUGCGGAGGUGAGGGCGAGCGUUCACUACCUGCACAUUAUCGACAAUCAGCAGACGCUUUUCGAACUGUCGCACAAACUGGAGCCACGCGCUUAAACACGCGCGCGCGCACACACACACACACACACACACACACACACACACACACUGGACACAGCGCAGUGGAAACGCUUGCACCGAGUAUGUGUGACAUAGAGGAUGCUUUGUUCAGCAAAAUGUCACGCACUCACACAUUCACUGCAACAAAAUCACACUACCAGCAGAGGUGCCAAGUGGACAAUAAGGUGCCAUGUGUUCUGACAAAAACCCACAAAGACACAGAGCUGCCUGUUCUCUGAAGGCUUUAUGUCACUAAACAUGUGUUUCUAAAGGAUUUCUGAACCGUCUACGGGACGAGAUUAUGAGCAGCAAGACGGAGGUUUGCCAAACGGAGACAGGAGGAUAGAUGAGGCUGUAAUUAGUCUGUACAGUAUCUAUUGGACUGAAUAUGUUUUUGUUCUUGUGAUGAGCUUUUGGUUAUUUAUGAGACUGUUUAGCAGGUGAAAUGUUCCUUUAUUUUUGUUACGUCUCGCCACCCCUCUCAGAGGUCAACAAGGACUUGAUAGCCUCUUCAUCAUUUCAGUUAGAAACACCAAGCAGUCUGUAGAGGAGCUAGAUUUGUUUACAAGCCUGAUGGCCACACUCUGCCCCAUCGAUGGUCUCAUGAUUUCAUCUGCAUAUCACAUACAGUACCUUCCCUGUGAUGCUGUAUAUCCAGGAUACAUGCCAUAGUUAUUUAGAUGUACGAUGUGGAGCUUUUUUUAGUUAUUGUGUGGUCACAUAUUACGUAACAAAAAGCAGCAACCAUUGCUGAAGCUGAACACUUUAACACCUUUAUCAUCUUUUCCCACUGACGCUCUGUCUUUUAACUAAAUGUGUACAGCCUCUGUGUGGGGAAAAAAAAAAAAAAGAGAUAUAACGUUAACAGUGUGUUGUUUCUGGCAUGUGGAGGAAGCAUUGUGAGAGAUUUUUAUUAACUGACUGUUUUAAAACACUAAAACUCUCCUGAACAUGCCAGAGCUCAAACACUGUUGAUGAACACUGAACCUUUCCAUUUUAGAGUCCUGGUUGACUUUUAGCCAAACACUCCUCGUGCCACACUCUUCUCUAUGAUGUUUUUGCGUGAAUAGAUACUGAUAAUUUUACAUUGUAUAUAAUAUGGACCUAUACAUUUUCCAGUGCCAAAUGUCACAUACAGUCCUGCAGCAUAGAUGUACUGUAGAGCUUGUGGUUUGUUGAGGAGUCGGCAUCUUUUUCUUUCUUAAAUCAGAGAAUUUGAUUUCCUUGAAUGAGGCCUGGAAAUGACGUCAGGUCCUUGAUCAUGUAAAGCAGAUCUGAUUCCUCACAGAGAUGCUUUCUGACAUUAUGAUAACUUUUUGUUUCAUGGUGAGUGAUGAUAUUCCACUCACCUGGGGGUUGCUAUGGAGACACAGCCCCACCAUAGUGCUAUUUUUCUUUCUUUUUUUAAUCCUUGACUUAUACUAGGUUAACAGAUAAGUCGAAUCACUGCGCCGCAGAGCUUCGUUAAGAAAUAGCUUUAUUCAACAAAAUCAUGUCCAUGGGGAGAUUUUGACACUGAUGAUUCAUUCUUACUGACUGAAAAGAUGACUUCAUUCAGAAGUGGUCUUGCGAAAAAACUGUGAAAACCUACACAGGGUGUGGACAGAAUAAUAAAAGCACAAGGGCGCUGAAUUCCUCCAUCAUAGUAAGACUGUAGAUUUUGCAGCUUUGGUUCAUCAAUUAACACCCAGUAACAUAUUGGCUGGAAGAAUAAUCCUUUGUACUAAAUAAAUCCUCAAAUUCUGACUAGAUUUCCAUGUUGACACGGCUGUCACAUGUAAAAAACAAACAAACAUAUUUGUUAUUCAAAUCACUGCAGGACCGGCCUGUCUUGUAGUCACCAGGAAGAAAAUGCAGCAUGUGAUGAGGGGAAUCAUUUAGAAAUUAUACACAAGGGAUGAUGAUGCAUACAAAUUAUGACAGGAAACACACCCUUCAGAAAUAUGAGCAGUCUUCACGUCCGGCAGGCCUGAAUAGUGUUUGUGUUAUUUUGUCCUUGCCCUGUAUCUGUUGCUGCACAGCCUCUUCACUGGUACAUUUGAGGAAACAUCCAAAAGCGAGAUUCCUAAAUGUUAUGUAGCGAUGCAUGUCAUGCAUUGUUUGGAUAGUUCUAUAAAAAAAAAAAAAAGAAAAACAUGGGGGUUAAAGUGCAAUACAGUAGAAAUGUUGUUGCCACAAGUGUUCAAUCAUCAUUUCAACACUAAGCCUUUCAGAGCACAGGACUGCUUUCUCAUUUUUAAAGAUCUUUGGUUACAAGAAAAAGGUCAAAGAUGAUCUCAAGGUGAACGCUCUUUUCACUUUUAAACGUAACUCUUGUGUGAUGAGCAGCUCAGUCCUCGUCUGUUUAUUAAAAACUCUAGCCUGUUGUUGUCACCAACACUUCUGUAGAUACUCUGACACUGAAUGUGGAGCCUGUUUUGUGGAGUCACCCAAAUUGACUGAUUGUGAUCGAAAGCUUUUGAGACAUUUAAGUAGUAUUAGUUAAGCUCAUACAAUAACAUUUAGAAAUUCUGAGAGUAGAUUUACUUGUUGAAGUGAGAGCACGCUUAAUUAGUGUUCAGCAUUUAACUAAACACUAAUUAAGCGUUUAGCUGUAACCCCCAGCUACUGUAACAGUUGCACAAGUAUAGACAGGUAUGGGAUAAUGCCAAAUGUCUGUAGCACAAGUCAUAAAGUCAGCUAACGGACGAUCUGUUAUAUACAGCUACAUUUACGUAAACUUUGCCAACAUUUGCCACCGUGAGCUACCUGACUGUAGCAGCCAAACUCCUGAGUGUGUUGAAUUGAGUUCAGCUUUUAAAGUUAUACAGCGUUUCUUUAAAGUCAGUGAUUCUUUGACUGCUCGAGCUGAUAAAUCAGAUCCAUGGUCUGGUCACAUUCAGUGUCAUGUAAAGGCCUUGUGGCAGUAAUUUUUACUAUUAACCUGUACAUGACGCACACGUGCACAAAAACACCUCUGCUCAUUGUGUCCAAAGAGCAGGAUAAUUGUGCUAUAUACUAGUUAUUUAUUGUAACAUAUUGUUUAUUUAUGUAUUUUUGAGGUAACAGAAGUUCAUGUGCCAUGUUCAGAGGUUCAACAAUGUGGAAGUGCAUUCUUGAGAAGAAAAGAUGUUUGUGGUCUGAAGCUGCAACGCUGGAAUGUAAAAGUACUUGUUAUGUUUUGUGGCCACUUGAGGGCAGCAGAAGAGCAAGUCAGUGUGUUGAUGCUCUUCUCUUUCCUCUGGUGUCAAGUGCAGGAAACCAACAGGAAGGUGUAUUUAGUGUUUUAUCGGUUGUUGUCAUGACUGUAAAGUUACAUUUUUUUAAGGCAAUGUUUAAAACCUGUUUGCAUGUUUAAAAAAAAAAUCACAAUGCAGGAGAGGACACACUGAAGGCUUUGUACUAUUGUAAUAUUGUUGAUGUGUAAAUAUAUGCCCAUGUUUGGUAUGUUGUUAUUAUUUAUCAGUUGUAAAUGAAAAAAAAAAUAGUCAACCACAAAGCAAUACGUCUCCCCUCGUGUCCCCUCAACCUUCUGACAGCUGAAGCCACAUGUCUUUUCUAAAGCUGCGUUUUACUAUGUCAGAAUAAGACUGAAAUGAAUAAAUUAUAGGUUUUAUGUGA